This is a messenger RNA of Cryptococcus deneoformans JEC21, 1361 nucleotides long. RefSeq lists its product as hypothetical. The record is from RefSeq and is a predicted model, not a curated record. NCBI's taxonomy places the organism in Eukaryota, Fungi, Basidiomycota, Tremellomycetes, Tremellales, Cryptococcaceae. Bases 156 to 1088 code for a protein of 310 amino acids. Gene Ontology annotation, biological process: peptidyl-serine dephosphorylation. Gene Ontology annotation, cellular component: FAR/SIP/STRIPAK complex. Gene Ontology annotation, molecular function: protein serine/threonine phosphatase activity. The transcript is spliced from 7 exons.
ACGACGCAUACUAUUACAAUAAUCCGUCGUCCAAUUGUCACCAGCCUUACCGUCACUCAACAAUACGGCAACCACAACAUCUUACACAUUCUGCAUACCCACGCAUCGGUACCGCACCCCAUAUUCAAUCCGUCAUCCCCCUCUUUGCUUAAUGGAUGGCACCAUUCGACCUCGAUGCCUGCAUCGAUCGUCUUCGCAACAAACAGCUUCUCGGCGAGGCUCUGAUCCGCGAGAUUUGCGAGAAAACCAAGGAAGUAUUGAUGCGCGAGAGCAAUGUAGUCCAUGUCUCGUCGCCUGUUACUGUCGUUGGAGACAUUCACGGGCAGUUCCACGACUUGAUCGAAAUAUUUCGGAUAGGAGGGGCGGCUCCCAAUACCAAUUAUCUUUUCCUAGGAGAUUAUGUCGACCGAGGGCUACACUCUGUGGAAACAAUAUCACUCCUCACCUGUCUCAAACUUCGUUACCCUGAACGCAUCCAGCUUAUUCGAGGGAAUCACGAGUCCAGAGCCGUUACGCAGACAUACGGCUUCUACCUUGAAUGUACUAGAAAAUACGGAUCACCUGCCGUAUGGCAGUAUUUUACCGACAUGUUUGAUUAUCUCACGCUCAGCGUGGUGAUCGACGAUGCUAUUUUCUGCGUACAUGGGGGCCUUAGUCCUUCUAUACACCAGAUUGACCAGAUCAAGAUUAUCGACAGGUUUAGAGAAAUACCACAUGAAGGCCCAAUGGCUGAUUUGGUAUGGUCAGAUCCCGAUCCGGAGAAAGAAGACUUUGCAAUAAGUCCCAGGGGGGCUGGCUAUACUUUCGGCGCCUCCAUUGUCAAAAAAUUCCUUCAUCUCAAUAAUAUGAACCAUGUACUGCGCGCCCACCAGCUCUGUAUGGAAGGAUAUUCUGUACUUUAUAAUGAUCAACUCAGCACUGUUUGGAGUGCCCCAAAUUACUGUUAUAGGUGCGGUAAUAUGGCGAGUAUUCUGGAGGUAUCUCCAGGAGGAAGAAGGUUCUUCAAUGUAUUCAGCGCAGCGCCCGAAAAUGAACGUGACGGUCCGAGUCAACAACAGCCAGGAAAGCAAAUCGAAUACUUCCUCUGAUCAAUCUAGUACCCUGCAUAAUGAUACCUUCACCAAUCCAAAGUUCCAAAUAAUUCGUCGAUCAACCCGUAGCUUCUCCCUCUAAUAACUUCUUUACUCCCAUUCAUUACGUCUUUUAUGUCCGGUAAUGACCAAUCUUUUGUCACUUUCCAGCGUUUACCUAUGAACACUUUGGCUUCCCACGUACCACCCCGCACCGGCGUCGUUUUGAAGUAAUAAGCAAGGGCAUCAAAGAAAGAUUCUUCUAGGGCAAGGGUUCUUGUGGUAUCUGCG